AUGUUCGACUCCUCUACUGCCCCUUCCGUGUUUCAAGACCUCCAGUAUUCGGCUGCAUCCUCUCCUGCAACUGAUUCUACUGCAUCCACUGUCGCAGGCGACGAUUUCAAUGAACACGAUAAAGACUCCUUCUCCUCUUUCCUGCACGACGCAGAUCGCGUCAAUCUUCUUCGCGAAUACUUCUGGGCUUCACCUCAAGCACCUGCUAUUCGUCCGAUCGACACCCUGUUGAGCAGCGAUGGACCUGGCUCUGCACCUUGGGACAAUGAAGAAUGGGAUGACUAUCUCGAGUUUGAGCCACAGUUUGCUCUUGAGUCGCCAAAUAGUCUUCCGCUCCCGCCAAUGUGGCGUAAUAUUGCCCAAGUCAAUGGUACUCCCAAAGUAGUUCAAUCGAACACGCCAGAGAGUCAUCCUAGCUCCCCCGAAAGCUCAACCGAUUCUUCUGGCAACCGUUACAAUCCCUAUUCACGACUGUUGAAUGUGAACAAACAUGGUGCCAAUUCCCAAAAUAACUACUUCACAUGCCAGUGUGGUCAGUUAUCCAGUCCCGACUAUAUCCUCAACCACCUCCGUUCGCCCCCACAUAACAUCACAUGGGACACUAACGAACGCAAGGCGCCUUGCCCUUGGGAAGGAUGCAACUGUUCAUACACCACCCUGUACCGGUUGACCCUCCAUAUUAGAGAGAAACAUUGGGGUGUCACCUAUCCGUGCGAAUGGUGCCAUGGGGUGUUCAAUAAAACUGGGAAACUACACAAUCAUUUGCUCGUUUGUGCUGCUAAUCCGAAGAACAAGAAGGUGUAG
This is a messenger RNA of Marasmius oreades (fairy-ring Marasmius), 804 nucleotides long. RefSeq lists its product as uncharacterized. The coding region runs from base 1 to 804 and encodes 267 amino acids. The transcript has 3 exons. The record is from RefSeq and is a predicted model, not a curated record. Lineage: Eukaryota; Fungi; Basidiomycota; Agaricomycetes; Agaricales; Marasmiaceae.